Messenger RNA from Pterocles gutturalis (yellow-throated sandgrouse), 744 nucleotides. RefSeq names its product probable G-protein coupled receptor 97. Gene Ontology annotation, biological process: adenylate cyclase-activating G protein-coupled receptor signaling pathway. Gene Ontology annotation, molecular function: G protein-coupled receptor activity. Lineage: Eukaryota; Metazoa; Chordata; Aves; Pterocliformes; Pteroclidae. The record is from RefSeq and is a predicted model, not a curated record.
AUGGUGGCAUUGGAGGAGCGAGGCGAUGGGACACCCAGCCCCAACUUGCCCCAGCGCUGCCUGGAGGUGGGGCGCUCUGGCAGCCCUGCAUGCGGGAUCGCUGGCGCAGGGGUGGCCGUGGCAGGGUUUGGGGGCUCAACCCCCCCAUGUCCCCCGGCGGGGCCGGCACUGUGCAGAAGGCUGGCUGGGCUGAAGGUGCUGCUCCUGAAUGUCAGCAGGGCUGUCACCCGUGAUGUCCUCAUCGGCUUUUCCCCCACUGAGGGCUAUAGGAUACUGAACAUGACGGAGCGGGGGAAGACGGGCAAAAUCCAGCUCCCCAGGGAGACGUUGCAGUCCCUGAGCAGCAAGACAGCGCACAUGGUGGUGACAGUCCUCAACAGCCAGCAGUCUGGCAUGUUUGAGGACAUCAACCAGACAGUGCAGAUCCUGGAUGGUACCAUGGUGGGCAUCACAGUGGGAGAGACAAGCAUCUCUGGGCUGCAGAACCCCGUGCAGCUCACCCUCGCCCACGGGCAGCUGCCCCAGGACAUUACCCCGCAAUGUGUCUUCUGGGAUCCCAGCAAAGGUAUGUGGCAGGGCUGGAGCAGCAGCGGAUGUGUCACACAGCCCAGGGACAAAGGGACAGUCUGCUCCCGUGACCAUCUCACCUUCUGCACCCUCCUCCUGGUGACAUCCCCCCUCCCUGCAGCUCCUGCUUGUCCCCUGCCUGCCCCACCUCGGUGGCCCCUUGGGUGCCACCCAUAG